Molecule: messenger RNA, 2201 nt
Organism: Hirundo rustica (Barn swallow)
Lineage: Eukaryota; Metazoa; Chordata; Aves; Passeriformes; Hirundinidae
Product: homeobox protein vent1-like
Exons: 4
Coding region: 1137-2057 (306 amino acids)
Biological process (GO): cell differentiation; regulation of transcription by RNA polymerase II
Cellular component (GO): nucleus
Molecular function (GO): RNA polymerase II cis-regulatory region sequence-specific DNA binding; DNA-binding transcription factor activity, RNA polymerase II-specific
Source: RefSeq, a predicted model, not a curated record
GAAAGAGGAGAGACUUCUUGGUCUCGACAUGUUCCUUGUGUAGGUUUUUCUACCCUUCCUUUAUAUUUGUGUCUAAAAUUCCCAGGCUUCGACCUAGUGUUAUCCUCUAAUAGUGCCUCGUAGGGAGCUAAUCCCAGCGUCUCUUCGGCAUUCAGAAAGAAACAGGCUGCCUCCCCGUUAGACCCAGGGUUAUGGUGUCCACUCCUUCCGGUGAUGCAUCUGAGCAGGAACUCUGAGGAUUUUGGAAUCGUCAUUGAAAUUGAGGUCCUACCGGUGCAUUUAGCCAGAUAGAGGGAUUGGCGUUCGCUUCCAUUCUCCUUUGGGCGAGGGUUAGAAUGUGAGUUAUUCAAGUAUGGCUACUGCCGGUGUGCUCGUGGUCGGUGUGGUAUUUUUUACUGGCGUGACCAAAAGCCCGGUGAAGUUGAACAAAAGAAGAACCUGGAGACGGGCUGAGCUGCCGAGACGCCCCCUUCCCCCAACCAAGCUGUGCUGGGAGAUGUCUUGGUAUCCUCCCCGCAUUACAAGGGCACCGUCCUUCUCGGGAGGCGGCCUAUGGAUUGGGGCCGUAUGAAGCUGAUGAGGUGCGAGCUCCGCAGCUCACUCAGUGCUUUGAUCACAACGACUGGGAAGAUGGAUUUUCUGGCCAGACAGACGGCGCCAAGUUCAAGCUGAGAGGGCCCGAGGCUCUGCUCACCCCCAGCCUGGCUCUAGCCCGGGAAGUGAGGGCUGAGCCUGGUGGAUAGGGACUUCUGGACAUUGGCCCCCCACGGCUUUUCCCAGGGAGGGAGAAGGACAGCGGGGUUGGCAGGCUCUACCCAAGGUUCCUUAUCCCUCACCCUGCCCCGUGGGUGUGGGUCUCGGGGCUGCUUUCGGGUAUCUGUGCAAUGUGGCACCCCGCGACUGAAAAGGGCGCGGUGAAGCGGCGCUGCCAGCGGCAGCCACGGCGUCUUUAGACGCCCAUUUGCGGGGCAGGGGCUGCCCCUGCCCUGCCCUCCAGGGGAGAGGGGCAGCUUUGCACUUCAAGGGGGUUUCCCCGGCCCCGCAGACACGCCGGAGCCGAGGGCUGUAGACAUUUGCCAGACGUGUGAACUUCCCUCCUCGCUGGUAGCUGUUAUCUCUGCUCGAUUCCCACUUUGAUGUGCGUUCGCACUUACGAACGACCCCUCCCGGGACGGAGCGCCCAUAUAAAGAGCGGGCCGCGGCCGUGGCUAACCCAGCCCCUCAUCGCCAUGGAUCAGGCCCAGAUCUCUUCGGCAGAGACCAAGCCCCACGGGGUGAGGCCCCACAUCUGCUGUGUGCCUCCUCCCCGCGCCCCCACCUCCCUGGGCAGUCCCACCCUUCUGGUGAGAGCCAAGCCCCGACGGGCCAGCCCCCAGCCCGCGGACAGCGAGCCCUGCGCGGCGGAGCGGAGCCGGGACCGUCCCCGGGAUAUCACCGACCGCUGCCCGUCGGAGCCAGCUCCCGACGGCGGCUGGCUCAGCGCCGACGAGUCCUCGGGCUACGAGAGCGAGAGCGCGGGCGGCGAGCGCGCCGGGGCCGCGGCGGCGGGCGGGAGCCGCGGGCGGCAGCGCCGGGCGCGCACCGCCUUCACCUCGGAGCAGGUCUGCCGGCUGGAGAAGACAUUCCAGCGCCAGAAGUACCUGGGCGCCACGGAGCGAAGGAAGCUGGCGGCCGCCUUGCAGCUCUCGGAGAUCCAGAUUAAGACCUGGUUUCAGAACCGGAGGAUGAAACUGAAGAGGCAGAUACAGGACCAACAGCACAGCCUCGUGUCCCCUGUUCCUGUCCACAGCUACGCCCCGGGGACCUCACCAGCUUUGUUCCAGGAUGGUCUCCACUAUCCCUUUGCUGCCCAGCACCAGAGACUCCUGCCUUUUACCCCGGUGCCCGCUGUGCAGUUCAGCUUCUCCUUUCCCAGAUAUGAUGCAUCACAAAGCACCUACCACUUUAUGGCAAAUGAACUGCCCUACUACCAUCAACACCUUCUUCCUCAUCCUUCUUUCCAUCCAGCCAUUCAGAACAAAAUGGACAGGCAAUGCCACCCUGUAUACGCAUUAUAGUGAAAAAGCAGUGUUUUAUGCUGUAAUGUAUUUCAUGCCUGAUUUGGAAGAAUGUCUUUAUUAUUUAAAGUUAAACGUGAACAUGAAUAAUUUUAUAUUUGAUAAUUAAUGUUAAAAUAUCAAUCUAGUCUUAAGUGUGUUAUG